This is a messenger RNA of Saccharomyces kudriavzevii IFO 1802, 2667 nucleotides long. RefSeq lists its product as uncharacterized. The record is from RefSeq and is a predicted model, not a curated record. Lineage: Eukaryota; Fungi; Ascomycota; Saccharomycetes; Saccharomycetales; Saccharomycetaceae. The transcript has a single exon. Gene Ontology annotation, molecular function: GTPase binding. The coding region runs from base 1 to 2667 and encodes 888 amino acids.
AUGGACAGUGUGUGGGAUGAUACUAGAAUAGAAGACAGCGCGGUGGACGAGACGGUGGGCUCGUCUCACGCUCAGGAGAAAAUCGCGCUAAUAAAAUCAACAUUAUUCAAACUGGAUCAGGACGAUAAUCUGGAAGGCGAUCCUUGGGUGCAGCUAGUCAAGUUGAUCAGUGACGAAGACCGUGAAGAGGAGUUUACCACGUUCAAGGAGUGGCUGAAGGAGGUUAAGAACGUCAAUGACAAAUCCGUUACAGGCGUAGCGUUAAUUCAUUAUAUCAUUGUGUUUGAUCGUGCAGACUACAUUGAGUUACUGCAUGAUAGUCCUCCCGGUGAAAAACUAGAUCUGAAUCUUUUCGAUGACGUCGUAGGCUACACCCCGUUGAUGUGGAGUUUCAGUUUACAGAGAAGGGACUGUUGCUUAGAACUGUUCAAUUCAUUUGACGAGAUAAACUUCAACAUGACCAAUAAAGCCGGACUGUCUGCUUGGGAUAUGGUUCCUCCUUAUUCACCACUUUCCGAGUUUUUGGAACAUAAUAAUAUGUUUCGAUAUCGUACUGAAAAACACGAAGCGCCGCAAACCUCUCAUCAGAAGGGCCCUUCUUUCCUAACGAAUAAUGAAGACUCUGCCACUAAGGAAACUUUUGACAAUAUCGACUUGCAAGUGGCAGGUUUAACUUUAGCCUCUGCGGCGGACGACAACCUUUUCCUGGAUUCAAGCGAUAAGAACAUGAACUCUUCACAAGGACGGACAGCCUUCAUUGAUCCAACGUAUACAGAAGAUUAUCAUGGUACUUUCGACUUUGAUAAACUAUCCCCAGACCAAUACUUGGAGUUUUCAGAUUUUGAUAUACCGCAAAUCUUAAACCUCCUGGUAUCCUUACCACAAAAGGAACCCCACAUGACCACUUAUCCAGCUGGUUUAAUAUACCAAUGUAUCAGGUACGCUGAUCAUAAGAUUAAGUCCAAACCGCUGGUAGAAUCCUUGAUAAAUCUAUCUUUAACAAAAAUCUUGACCAGUGUUUCAUCUAAUGGCGCUGCAGGAUUAGUCUCUACAGAAGCUUCUUUACAGGCUGGUGACAUUGUAUUACAAUCGUAUUGGCUAAGUUGCCUAUCGUUUCUCUAUUAUUACCUUUGUAGAGAUGAAUCGUUUUUUAAGAGGCACCCAAGUGUGCUACAAGAGUUGAUUAGCACCAUACAUUCUAUCAUUAUUGAAUUGACAUCAUCCAUCCAUUGCCGGCUGAUUUCUUUGAUAGAUUCGACACUACUGGCAUACACAACCAUUCAAGAUGUUAAGCAGACCUUAUACAAAAGAGACUGGAACUUUUUCAAAAAGAGAAAGCAGGCCAAGCUGUUAUUAAAGGAAAUAAACAGAAAGCAGUCUAAGGAAAAACAAAAAAAGGAAUUUUAUCGACAAGACCAGAAUCAAGAAAAUCAAAACGAUCAAGAAGAACGAAGCGGAGAUGAUUCGGAUGACAGAGUCUCGACUAAUGAUGAUAACAGAUCCAAUGCUUCCCAAUUUUAUGAUAAAGAAAUUUUAAGACAUCUAUAUCCCCCCUCAUUUGAAGAACAAAUGAAGCCUUCUCCCUUAAAGAUUAUUCAAAUAUUUGGUGCAUUAUCUUACGUCCUCAAUUUACAUCAGACCCAUCCGAUUUUUCAGCAGCAGUGUCUCUCUAUAUCAGUUAAUUGGUUUUCCACAACUCUAUUCAAUAAAAUCUUAAAGGACAAAAAGAAGAGGUCGUUAUCAAGGGCUCACGCCAUCCAAAUUAGAUUAAAUCUCUCGACUCUAGAAUCAUGGAUACAGAAUAAUGACUUCUGUGUUCCUAAACCAAUGCUUAUCGAUGAUUUUAUGUGGCAGCGCUUCCCCAUGACUUUAAUUCGCGAUGUUGGUGAAAUAGACUUGUCGGAUCCCAUACUGAGAAAUGUCGCCACGUAUAAACCGGUGGACGAAAAUGAUAAAGACUGGAUAUAUGAUACAACAAAUUCAUUGUUUUACUACCAGCCAUUUCACAAAAUCGCACAGAUUCACCUUGAACCAGUCUUCCAAUUACUACAGUGGUUGCAAGUAGCCACGACACUCGACAGUGAAGAAUCGCUAGUAUCAACGAUGAAUUUAUUACCAAGAAUAACGGCGGUACAACUAUUGAAGUCUAUGGAAAAGUACAGUUACGAAUUAAAUGAAAACAAGUUCAAUUCUAAAUUGAAGAAAUUCUUAAGCAACAAAGUUAAAGAUGAUAAAAUGAGCAAGGCUAACCCAUAUUUGCAAGAGCAUGAAAUUCCAUAUUUGGUGUUACCAACAAUUCCUGAAAUGACAGACCUGUAUUCAAAAGGUCCAGAUUCGCAUUCUUUCCAGCCAUUUCUACCUGGCAGUAUUCAAGACGAGGUUUAUGAACUUCACGAUACAAACUUUAAUGAAAGACAAAAUGAACCACAAAUUUCUCGAGCCACCUCGAACACUUUGCGCUCUUCUAAUGACGAUGAUGGGACAGAAAACGAAAUCAAAGAAAACAGAGAGGACGUAAAUGUCAACGAAGCAGCUUAUACAACGCCUGAAGGCAAUUUAUUAAAUGGAGGUAAUGAUGAUUAUUUUAAGAAAUUAAAUAUUCCAUCUUCCACCGCCCAACGUCCCGCUUGGUCGAAUAGUGAUGAUAUUGAGCAGAAUCCGUGGUAA